Messenger RNA from Paramecium sonneborni, 543 nucleotides. Lineage: Eukaryota; Ciliophora; Oligohymenophorea; Peniculida; Parameciidae. The record is from the annotation of a GenBank genome assembly.
AUGGAUCACUUAUGCACAGUUUGUAUAAAUUAAAAAAGCCAGUUAAUAAGGAUAUUGAAUUUAAAUCUUAGAGAUUUGAUGAAAACGGAAAAAAAGUAAUUUACAAGCUUAUUUGAUUUAUAAAAACAAUUUAUAAGGGUAAAAUUAAUAAUAUAGCAAAAAUGGAGAAGAUUUAAUAAAAUCUGCUAAGGGAGCAUUUCAUUUAUCAAUUAAUUAAUAGAUUUAUAUAAACAAUAUAUUGAGCUUUAAAUAGGAGAAUUGAUUAAUUUGUUUUAAGAAAAGUAGAACUUGUUAUACAUUAAUUAAACAAAUAUUUUUUAAAAAUAGGAUUUUUAUUAGGAUGUGUAUUAAGACAAAAUAUAAUGAAAAAAAUAGUAAAUACAAUAAGUUGAAAUAAUUGCCGUUUCAUAAUUAGAAUAGUAUGAGGAUGAUAAGAUAAUGGAUUUUGGAAAUAUAAAAAUUUUAAUAUAAGAGAUAAAGAAUUUUGGAAAGAGAAUAGUGAAAAAGCUAAUCAGAAUAUUAAUUUAUAUAGAAAUAAUAUGA